UGCCUUUCUGAGAUUUUGCGUGCACUUUUAACAAUAAGAAAUUAUAUUCAACUGUCACCUGGUUACAUACCUUGAUACUUACUGUAAUUCAUAUCUUCUAUUAUUAUGCUGCAAAGUAUUACUGUAUUAGUAUUACUGCUGCAAAGGCAACAAAUUUCAUAAUAUUAAACCUGAUCCUGAGAACUUGACAAGUUUCUAUCGUAAUAGGUGGUGACAUAUUUGAAAAAGAGGAAGUUGAAAUUCUGGGUGCAAAAUAAAUAAGUGAAUACAGUAUUAUGAUUAAAGAUUAGCUGGAUGUUUAAAUAACGCCGCAGUUCCACAGCACUGAGGGCUGGUUGAGGGGAGGAGACUGAAAAGAGAAAUACUCGUAUUCUCUCUUCAGACGCCGGGAAGGGCGAGGUCCUUCCUGCGAGCCUACAUCGGCAGGAAAUAAUCCUGAGCAGCCCACAGUGGCAGCUCGAAGUCCUUUCCAGACGCCUCCAGCGAAAGUUUCUGCUGGGCGCCGGUUCCUGGUAAGAGCGCGGCCUUCGCCCGGCGCCGCAGCCUCGGGCUUUCGGCCUCAGCGGUCAGACAAUGUCGAAGGUUGUGAUUGCCGUCCUCCUUCUCUGCGAGGUUUCCGUGUGCAAGUCUUCAGACCAUGCAAAAUUUUAUGGAUUGGAGGGAAGCAGUAUAUCUAUUCCUAUCACAAGACCUUCAGAUAUAGAGGAAAUUAGAUGCACGCUUGAUGGCAACAAGAUUCUUGAAUGGGAAGCCAAUGAAGGCGUAUCUUAUUUUGGAAGAUUUAUUGGAAGAACUAACCUAACGGACGAUACCAUGGAGAUCCAGAAUUUACAACAGGCUGAUUCAGGGACUUACAAAUUUUCUUUCAUAUAUCCAGAUGGUUUAAGUAAUCAAACAAGUUUCUCACUCAUUGUAAGCGAACCACUUUCGCGACCAACAAUUAAUUGCACUACAAAUGGAACGAAUAUUCACCUAGAAUGCAAUUUUGAAGACGGUCAGUCAGUUACAAUUGAAUGGAUGUUUCAAGACAGCAUUGUAGCGCAAGAUGAUAAUUUUGAUUUGUCUGUUGACAACAAAUGCUUAAUAAUAUCUAACCCUGAAGAAUCUUCUGGUGAAUAUGCCUGCUUUGUGAAACAACAUGGACAUCGGGCUCGGAGUGACCCUUUUAACAUAGACAAAUGCUAUAGGAGAGGAAAUAGUCGAGGGCAUGGCAGUCUGAUUGCAGUUGUGUUGCUUCUAUUAGUUGGCUCCAUCAUUGGUAUUUCCGUUUGCUGGUAUAAGAAAAAAAAUAAGAAUGAACAAGAUGGGUACAAAACAACGAACGCAGAAGAUCCAAAGAAUGUAUCACCAGAAGGAGAUGGAAUAGACCCAAAGCCUUCACCAUCAAGUGAGCCUUGAGUCAGAGAAGAUAUUUGACAUUCCAAAGGUUAAAGAGAAAAGAUCAUAAUCUUGAGCAGCACAAAGAGAAUGUCUAAUUGGGAGAAAGGCUCCCUUGAAGGUUUAACAUUGAAAAGAAUUUAACCAACAGUUCUGCAAUGGAUACUUGGCCUGAAAUGUUCAUCUUUUUGUAUUGCACAGAAGCUGUUUGAACUUGUGCUUCUGGAAUAUUAUAUUUUUAUUCUAGUAGCAAUCGUGUGAUGCCACUGUUACAGUGGUACUCUUAAUUACACUUGCUGUACAUUUCUAACUGCUGUAACAAGGGCUAAAGGCAUGCAGACUUGAACGCUAGUGAUGGAUUAUUGAAAAGAAAAAUAUUUAUUUUUAGUCUUCAUUUUGCUUGUAAGUAAACAAGUUAGUUCCCGUUCAUGAAGUGACUUCGAUUUCAGGUGCUUCUAAAUUAUUUAAGUUUAAAAGUCAUAAAUUUAACAUUCAAAAUGUUUUGCUCAAUUGUCUAGAGUUAUGCCAAUUUUAGAUGUCUGGCUGUGACAAUGUCUCAAUUUCUAACCCUGCAGUAAUCAAGAUAAACUGCAUUUUACAUGGUUUAUUUUAAAUGCAUCUUGUAUGAAUAUGUAGCUUGACAGUGUGUUUUUUUUAUUGUUUUCGAUACCCGCUGAAUAGAAUAGCUUCACUCAUCUUAGGACUUAAGAUGCUUUUAAAACAAAAAGCUGAAAAUGCACAAGGGAUUUAUAGAAUUCAGAGCAUCUGGCACAGCUUGUAGAGCUUCUGCUACAUUGCUCUAGCAACCUGGCAUCAGGUUUGAGCUCCAGUGCCAUCUCUGGGGAGUUUGCAUAUUCUCUCCGUGACCGUGGGUUCCCUUCCAUGUACCACUAGUGAGAGUUCCGAGGCAUUCGAAUAUUGUAAGUUGCCUUUGGUGUGUUGGUGACUGAGACACUCUGAAGGGAACAUGGGAAGAAAAUGUUACAGGAAAUUGAGGUUGUACUGUGAGCUGGCGUAGAUUUCAUUGGCAUUGAUUUAUUUUAAAGAGAAAAGUAGACAGACAAUUUACAAUGAUUGUUUAAAAUAUUUUUAAAAUUACAAUCAAAAAUUAUACAAACAUCGAAUAGGGAUUGGAGCUCAAACAGUAAUGAAUGUCUUUGUUUUCUUAUGCGGAUGAUAAAAGUAAUCCAAAGGAAGUGAUUAAAGCAAAUUGAGUAAUUAUAGAAAAUUGCCAGUCAGCCUUGUGCACUUUCAUAUACUCCUGCCUCACACUGCCAGGAAUUUUUAUUAUUUUCUAAAAUUUAAACUCCCAAAGUUCAGGGUGGAAUUUGGAUGACAACAGAUUGUGUAAAAGGGAAGAUCUGAAGAACUUGACGGUGUUGAAGAAACUGGAAAGGUUGACACAUACUUUUAUGGCAAUGAGAAAAAUCUUAACUCCUUUGCAAUCAUUGUCAACACGACCCAAUGACAUGAAAUAAAACUAUGAAAAAAAAAAAGCCACUGAUAAUUUAUGAUACAGAAAAUAAGUUGCUAUGGGAGUUUUUUAAAUGCUGAUGAACAGAAAGGCCUUGAAGCCUAAAUCGAUUGUUUUCUGAAAGGGUCUACAUAUUAAAAGGAUGAUGAAGAAGGCAGAGGUUUCAGGGUUUUGGCAUAGAGUGCAAGGGCUGGAACAUUAUGUUGCCACUCAACAACUCACUGGUUGGGCAGCAUUUGAAGUAUUGCAAUAAAUCAAAUGGGCUGGACUUGCACGUUUAACUAGUCAUCACUUGGCCUGCUGGACUGGGUUGAGGGAAUAUAGAGGUACAAGAUAAAAGGCAAAAAUAGGGUAGAUGGCAGGGAUAUCAAAAACAAGAAGGCUGAGGUUCAACGUAAGAGGAAGGAGUUUUAAAGAGGAUUUGAGAGAUUUUUUUAAACCAAUAAUUGAUGUCUUCAACUCACUGCCAGUAGUGUAGUCAGAUAGGCCCACUGUGUUGAAGAGUCAUUUAGAAAUACACCUAAAUAGGCAAGUUAUUGGAUAUAGUCCCAAUGCAGGCAAAUGUAAUAGGUCUAAAUGUGUAAAAAGAUCAUCAUGUACAUGGUAAGAAAAAAACACCUUGUCGCUGUACUGUAUGACUAGAGCUUGAAAUACUUGUUUUAUCUUGUAGCCUUGUUUAUGUUUCUGAAAGCAAUAGCCACCACUUGGGAUAAUAAAUAAAUACCUUGUGCUUCCCA
Hypanus sabinus (Atlantic stingray) is the source of this 3588-nucleotide messenger RNA. RefSeq lists its product as uncharacterized. The transcript is spliced from 7 exons. NCBI's taxonomy places the organism in Eukaryota, Metazoa, Chordata, Chondrichthyes, Myliobatiformes, Dasyatidae. The coding region runs from base 574 to 1398 and encodes 274 amino acids. Gene Ontology annotation, molecular function: 2-oxoglutarate-dependent dioxygenase activity; methyltransferase activity. The record is from RefSeq and is a predicted model, not a curated record.